This is a messenger RNA of Eutrema salsugineum, 1753 nucleotides long. RefSeq names its product probable WRKY transcription factor 48. Lineage: Eukaryota; Viridiplantae; Streptophyta; Magnoliopsida; Brassicales; Brassicaceae. Gene Ontology annotation, molecular function: DNA-binding transcription factor activity; sequence-specific DNA binding. Gene Ontology annotation, biological process: regulation of DNA-templated transcription. Bases 167 to 1423 code for a protein of 418 amino acids. The record is from RefSeq and is a predicted model, not a curated record. The transcript is spliced from 3 exons.
UCAAACAAAUCACACAACCAUUACAGAAUAAAAUAAAAACAUAUAAUCACCCAGAAAGCUAAAUAAAAGUUCUCCUUUUUCUUUCCUCACAAAAAAUCUCAGAAGAUGACAAUGAUGAUGAUAUUUCUAUAAAGUAUCCUCUCAGAGAUUCCAUCUUUUCUAUUACAUGGAGAAGAAGAUAGAAGAGGAUCAUCAUCAUCAUCAUCAUCAUCAUCAAGAACAACAAAAGGAGGAGUUCAAAAGUAUCAAGAACACAGAGACGAAGAUCGAGCACCAAGAACUGCAACAACAGAUCUCUCAAGCAUCAUCAUCAUCAUCAUCAUCAUCACACAUGGCGAAUCUAGUCACGUCAUCAGAUCAUCAUCAUCAUCAGUUGGAGCUUGCUGGGAACAACAUCAAUCUCUCAAGCAUCUUCGAUACCCCAAUAUCUUCUUUACCUUUCCCUUAUUCCUAUUUCGAAGAUCACUCCACUAACAAUCCAAACUCUUUCCUCGACUUGCUCCGACAAGAUCAUCAUCAAUUUGCUUCUUCCUCUAACUCAUCUUCUUUUUCAUUCGAUGCCUUUCCUCUCCCAAACAACAACAACAACCUCUUUUUUACGGAUUUGCCCUUGCCUCAUCAUCAGCCUGCAACAACAAAGGCCGAGUCAUCAGAAGUUGUGAACACAACACCGACAUCUCCAAACUCAACCUCAGUCUCAUCUUCCUCCAACGAGGCUGCAAAUGAUAAUAUUAAUAAGGAGGCUACUGUUAAAGAUCAAGAAGAAGGAGAUCAACAGGAUCAAAAGGGUACUAAGCCACAGUUGAAGGCAAAGAAGAAGAACCAGAAGAAAGCUAGAGAAGCUAGGUUUGCGUUUCUGACGAAAAGUGAUAUUGAUAAUCUUGACGACGGUUAUAGGUGGAGAAAGUACGGCCAGAAAGCUGUCAAAAACAGUCCUUAUCCCAGAAGCUAUUAUCGUUGCACCACAGUGGCUUGUGGAGUGAAGAAAAGAGUGGAAAGAUCCUCCGAUGAUCCUUCAAUCGUCAUGACAACCUACGAAGGUCAACACUCACACCCUUUCCCCAUGACUCCACGUGGACACAUCGGAAUGCUCACGUCACCAAUCCUCGACCAUGGUGCAACCACCGCAUCGUCGUCAUCAUUCACUAUUCCUCAGCCACGAUACUUGCUGACUCAUCAGCAUCAUCAGCCCUACAACAGCAUGUACAACAACUCUCUAAGCAUGAUCAAUAGAAGCUCCUCCGAUGGCACUUUCGUAAAUCCAGGGUCAACAUCAUUCCCUGGAUAUGGUUAUGAUAUGUCACAAGCUUCUACUUCAACUUCUUCCUCCAUUAGAGAUCAUGGAUUGCUUCAAGAUAUUCUUCCUUCGCAGAUAAGAUCGGAUACUAUUAACACCCAAACCAAAGAAGAGGAUAAGAAAUGAACAAGUUUUUUUCUUUCUCCGGGGCAAUUGUUUUUUCUUUCUUUUUUUUUGGCCGGAACCAGCUGAUAGGCUUUAUCAUAUAUGAGGAGUUUUUUGCCGGCUAAGAUAAACCGAUAAUUCUGGCUGGCUUUCUAAUGUUCUUUUUUCAUCAAAUAUUAGCAUUUGGUUGUUUGAAUCACCAUGAAACAAACAACCGAUGCUACUUAGGAACAGAGGUUUGUAGUAUAUGUGAUAUAGGUAUAACUUCAUUUUUUGUUUGAGUAUUAAUAAAAAUGUAUCAUUUCUUUUAAGAAUAGUGACAAAGGAGGGUUUAAUCUUUUUUGUUUUUAC